AAUUUGCAUCUGCAUACUCUUACUUAACAAAGGAGAACACUGAGAGGAUUUAAACUCUUAGUUAAGAAUAUCAAAUAGCUUCCAGACAUCAAAGAUAUCAACCUACCCAUUCAGAUACAAUAUGAAAGUUACAAUUGUUUCUCCAGCCACUGCGAUGGUAGUAAUAUUAGGGAUAAGUGCCAGCUUUGUGAAUGGAGGUGUGAAUUGGAAACAGGAAUUUUCAAAAUGUGACAAUAGUCUCACUGAUGUAAAAGCACAACUGGCACAAUGUAAAAAGCAGCAAGGGCCUAAAAAAGAGUGUCCAUUGGGGUUUUCUUUAAAUCAGACAUUUGGCUCUUGCUACAAUUUUGUUACACAAGAAAAAAUGAAUUGGAUAAAUGCUCUUUCAUUCUGCAAUGCUCAAGGAGCUAACCUGGUUGCCAUAGAAACACAGGAGGAGUUGACCUUCAUUCGAGAAGAAAUUAAGAGCAGAGGUUUUGCAUCUCCAGGAGAAUCUUCAGAUUCAUUCUACACAGGGGGUACAAGAAUUAAUGGUGAAUGGCAAUGGAUUGGUGGACCAUCUUGGCCAACAAAACCAAUGGAGUUUGCGCCAUGGUAUAUUAACGAAGGGUCAGAUGAAGAUGAGUUUUGCCACAUUCUCUGGUCUCCUUUUGAUCAUCUAUGGUCUGACUAUUGGUGCUUUCGCGACAACAUUUUCAAUUUCAUAUGCGAGAUCAAAAUUAACUAAGAUCCAUAAUAAUAAUUACUGACUGAGACAAAAUUUCACAGUUAAUUACACAUUAUCUUACUAUUAAAAGUUAUGAUUACAUUUUGAG
Owenia fusiformis is the source of this 815-nucleotide messenger RNA. The record is from the annotation of a GenBank genome assembly. Lineage: Eukaryota; Metazoa; Annelida; Polychaeta; Sabellida; Oweniidae.